Molecule: messenger RNA, 761 nt
Organism: Dictyostelium purpureum
Lineage: Eukaryota; Evosea; Eumycetozoa; Dictyosteliales; Dictyosteliaceae
Exons: 2
Coding region: 36-692 (218 amino acids)
Source: RefSeq, a predicted model, not a curated record
AUAAUUUAAAAAUAAUAAUAUAGUAAUAAAUCAAAAUGUCAUAUAUGUUGAUUGAAAAACUCAGACCAACACAAUGUGCAGUUGGAAUGAAUCAUGUAUUAAGAAAAGUAGGUGAAUUACAAGAAUUAAAAUCAUCACAAGGUAUCCAAAAGGUAUCAGAAUUUUUAAAAACACAUCCAGCCCCAGUUGUUAUUAAAAAUAAUGAAGUGUUUUUAAUCGAUAAUCAUCAUUUAUGCAGAGCAUUACACGAAUUAGGCGAUGAUUUCUUUAAAGAUAUUCCAUUAGAAGAAAAUAUAUUUUCAAAUAAACCAAUUAUGUAUAUUAAUGUAGUUUCAGAUUUAUCACAUCUUUCAGACCAAACCGAAUUUUGGAACAAAAUGAACCAAGAAAAAUGGGUUCAUCCAUAUAACAAGCAUGGUGAAGGUCCAGUAAAUGUUAAUGAAAUUCCACAAAGUGUCGGAUUAUUAGAGGAUGAUAUAUUUAGAAGUAUUGCAGCAGUUGUUAAAAUUAAAGGUGGUUUUAAAAAGACAUUUAUUCCAUAUGCAGAAUUCCAAUGGGCAAAUUAUUUUAGAUCAUGCUAUAAAAAUAAAGAAAUUGACCCAAAAACAGAUUUCGAAAAACUUAUUGCAGAAUCUUUAGAAUUAUCAAAGAGUGAUAACGCAAAGCAUUUACCAGGUUUCAUUCAAGAAUAAUUAAAAUAAAGUUAUAAAAUGAAAAGUUAAAUUUAAUAAGAUAAUUUUUCAUUUUAAAAAAUAAAAACU